AUGAAUACUAUGAACACAUUGAACAGCAACACACAGCAAUAUUGCACUGAGAAAAAUGAAUCUUCAUAUAGUGAGGCAAGAAUAAGCGAACAGCAGCAUUGUAACUAUCAAAUGAACAAUAACCCAUAUAACCCAGCACCGUCGAUACCUACAAAAUUAUUCGUUAGCUCAAUUCCCAAAAAUUUAACGGAAAACGAUAUAAAAAUUAUAUUUGAAGAAUAUGGAAAUAUAAAAGAUGUUGUUUCUAUAAAAGAUAAGAAACCUAAUACAAACAGAGCAAAUGUAUUUGUGUUAAUGGAAUCUAUAUACUAUGCUCAAAAGGCAAUACAAGAUUUACAUGGGAAAAAAGUUCUAUGUGAAACGUUAGGCCCUUUAAUAGUUAAGUUUGCAAUAGGAGAGUUAGAAAAGUAUGGAGUGAAUAUGAAUAAUGCAAAUGAAAAUGAUUCGAAGUUAUUUGUAGGAUCCUUACCAAAAGAUAUAACAGAAGAACAGAUAAGAAAUAUAUUUAAUCGAUAUGGAAAUGUUACAGAAGUUUAUAUAAUGAAAAAUUCGAAUGGUGUUAGUAAAAGGUGUGCAUUCGUUAAUUAUGCUUAUAAAGAGCAAGGAAUAUUUGCCAUACAAAAUUUAAAUGGAAAAUUAGCUAUUGAAAAUUCCGAAAAACCUAUUGAGGUCCGAUUUGCAGAAAUGAAAAAUCAGCAACAGGAAAAACAGUUGUUUAAUAGAACAUUAUUAAAUCCAUUAAAUAAGGGAAACCUCAAUAACAAUAAUAAUGGCAAUAAUAAUGGCAAUAAUAACGGCAAUAAUAACUAUAAUAAUGGAAACAAUGGUAACAACAAUCCAGGAAAUAAUAAUAAUAAUAAUAAUGGUGCAUAUAUACAGACCCAACAAUUUAAAAAUAUGCAUGUAAACUCUUUUAAUAGAUAUCCCCUACAUAUGAACUAUAAUUUACAAAAUAACGGAAACCGACAAAGAAAUACAAACAAUACAGCGUCCUCACCUUGGAAACAAUAUUUUUCAAAAGAAGAGGGAAGACCCUACUAUCAUAAUGAAAUAACUGGACAAACCCAAUGGCAUAAACCUAGAAAAAUGGAUGAAGAUUUUAUAAAUCCAUUAAAUAUGAAUGAAGUAUCAGGACCUGUAGGAGCAAAUAUUUUUAUUUUUCAUAUUCCAAAUGAAUGGACACAAAAUGAUUUAUUAGCUGCAUUUUCUCCUUUUGGAAAUAUUAUAUCUGCACAUAUCGCUACAGAAAAGGAUACAGGAAGAAAUAGAGGCUUUGCUUUUGUUUCUUAUGACAAUGUGGAUAGUGCAAUUAAUGCAGUGAAAUAUAUGAACGGCUUUUUAGCUCAUAAAAAGAAAUUAAAAGUUACUAUAAAAAAAGGAGAAGAGCAGUAUGUGCAGGCUUUGUUAAGUCAAAGGAGCACAUUAACAAAUCCAGAAAAUAGGAGAAACUUUAUGAACUCACCAGCCCAUACGUAG
Messenger RNA from Plasmodium malariae, 1476 nucleotides. It is a transcript of the gene CELF2, whose product is annotated as CUGBP Elav-like family member 2, putative. NCBI's taxonomy places the organism in Eukaryota, Apicomplexa, Aconoidasida, Haemosporida, Plasmodiidae. The transcript has a single exon. Gene Ontology annotation, molecular function: mRNA binding; protein binding. The record is from RefSeq and is a predicted model, not a curated record. Gene Ontology annotation, cellular component: cytoplasm; ribonucleoprotein complex; nucleus. The coding region runs from base 1 to 1476 and encodes 491 amino acids.